Molecule: messenger RNA, 426 nt
Organism: Penicillium maclennaniae
Lineage: Eukaryota; Fungi; Ascomycota; Eurotiomycetes; Eurotiales; Aspergillaceae
Exons: 2
Coding region: 1-426 (141 amino acids)
Molecular function (GO): protein binding
Source: RefSeq, a predicted model, not a curated record
AUGUCUGAAUGUCAUACGGGCACUGGUGAUGUAUUUGUGGGCAAACUCUUCCGCUGGGAUCCAAAGACGGAAGAACGCAUCGAGCCAUUGGUCAUUGACAGCGGCGACGAAAUCUUCAUCGGACGAGACACAUCAACAUGCCAUAGGUUUGUAUCAAACAAGCAUGUGCGGAUCUAUACCGUCAUUUACGAUGAGUAUUCGUCCGAUACUGUGGCCCCGCUUGUUUAUGCUCAGGACAUAUCAACUAACGGAACUCGCUGGAACGGCUACGCGAUGCAAGGGAAGAGUUUCCUCCUGAGCGAUGGUGAUAUCCUAACGAUCGUGCCUGAGUUUCAGCUUCUGUUUGAAUCUGCCGCGAACCCGCAGAAGAACUUUACUGAAUGGCAAAAAGCUGAGAUGAAGGUCAUUUCUUCCAUGUUUCUUUGA